UUUUCGCAAUUUAAAUCCUMGUUUUGCUGCGAAAAAGUGGAAGGACACUCACUUCUAGCUAAACGUGCAAGGACAUUAGCCAUCUCGUCAUGGGAUCCAGCGAGAGCAAGGUUGCUGUGGCCUCAACGCCCAARCAUGACCCAAGACAUCGCAUCAAACACGACCGUCUCUCUCAGCUUGUCGACCCACGGUCUCCAUCUGUAGCCAUUGACCGCACACCCAUUCAGGUGGGUGGAACUGUCUCCUGUGUCCCAGUUGUGGAGAGUGAAUGCUCCAUUCUAGCCAGCGACCCUCGGUCACCCUCAGUCGGUGUCACCCGCACCCCAAUGAAGGACUCAAUGAGAGUGACAGUUAGCUCCUUCGCCCGCAGCCUCAGCAUGCUCCUCCACAGUGACUCUGUAGAAAGAGUUGCCCCUGUGCCCUUUAACAAGUUUCCCAACUCAACGUGGAGGAAGAGGCAGUGGUAGAGGGAGGUUAGGUUCCAGUGAGCCCC
Salvelinus sp. IW2-2015 is the source of this 493-nucleotide messenger RNA. RefSeq names its product cell division cycle-associated protein 3. NCBI's taxonomy places the organism in Eukaryota, Metazoa, Chordata, Actinopteri, Salmoniformes, Salmonidae. The record is from RefSeq and is a predicted model, not a curated record.